AUGGCACCCAUCUUCUCCAUCCUCCAUGCUCUACCAUUCCUUGUUCUGCUCCCAAUAAUCGCCAUGUCUCGUGAAAUCCUACCACUGAAAUCCUCACUAUCUGUCGAUGACUACCAGAGUGAUCUCCUACGAUCAAGGGAUGGCACUUUCUCCUGCGGCUUUCGCGCGGUCUACGACAAUGCCUUCGCCUUCUCGAUCUGGUACACCAACACGGCAAGCGAGACGGUCGUGUGGACGGCGAACCGCGGGCGCCCGGUGCACGCGAGGGGGUCGGCCGUUACCCUGCACAAGGGUGGCGCCUUGGUUCUCACGGACUACGACGGCACUGUGGUGUGGCAAUCAGACAACAACUCCAGUGAUGUCCAGCAAGCUCGGCUCCUCGACACCGGGAAUCUUGUCAUGACGAGCUCCACAGGUAUGAUCGUAUGGCAGAGCUUCGAUUCGCCCACGGAUACGCUGCUACCGACGCAGCACAUCGUCGCAACUACGAAGCUGGUCUCUGCCAAUGGUUUUCAUGAUCCCGGUCACUACAUGUUUCAUUUCACGGAUUCAUCCGUGCUGUCGCUUAUAUAUGAUGAUGCCGAUGUUCAUGAUAUAUAUUGGCCCGAUCCUGACGAUGGACUGUAUCAGAGCAAGAGGAACCGUUACAACAGUACUAGGAUGGGGGUUCUUCAUGGGAAUGGUGAUUUUGUCUCAAGUGAUUUCGCUGAUCAGCAGCCAUUUUCUGCUUCCGAUAGGGGUUCAGGGAUCAAGAGGAGGCUUACACUAGACCCUGACGGCAAUCUCCGUCUCUACAGCUUGGACAGCUCGAAUGGCGACUGGUCAGUCUCCUGGGUCGCCAUAUCGCAACCAUGCAACAUCCAUGGUUUGUGUGGUCCGAAUGGAAUCUGCCACUACUCGCCUGCACCUACAUGUUCUUGUCCACCAGGCUUUGAAAUGAACAACCCUGGCAACUGGACCCAAGGUUGUAAGGCUAUUGUAGACACCUCUUGUAGUGUUGCACAGGUGCAGUCUGUCAGGUUUGUGCAUCUUCCUGACACUGACUUUUGGGGAUCUGACCAACGGCAUGUCGACAAGAUAUCUUUGCACGCCUGUAGGAACAUUUGCGAGAGUGAUUGCAACUGCAGAGGUUUUCAGUACGUGAUCAGGGAAGGGACGUGUUUCCCAAAAUCAUUCCUUUUCAAUGGAAGGGCAUACCCAUCACACAGGUCAGCACGCAACAUGUACCUCAAGAUCGCUGGAAGCACGAAUAUUUCAGGUAUGCUGGUGCCCCAAUCCAACGUGCUCGAUCCAAGAAAGCAUAGCCGAAGCUGUCAUCAGAUGGACGCAAAAACCAUGGUACCAUUUCCUGAUGUGCACAGGACAAGUCAGGGAGAAACCAGAUGGUCCUACUUCUACGGGUUUGCCGCUGCGAUUUUCACUCUUGAAGCUCUCUUCAUUGCAACUGCAUGGUUCUUUGUUUCAAGAUGGGAGCUGGGGUCAUUGGAAAUACAAGCAGUUGAGCAAGGCUACAUGAUGAUGGCAAUUAGUAAUUUCAGAAGAUAUAACUACAAAGAGUUGGCUAAGGCAACUAAAAAGUUUAGAUAUGAACUUGGAAGAGGAGGUUCAGGUAUCGUCUACAGGGGAGCCCUGGAUGAUGGCCGAGCUGUCGCUGUUAAGAUGCUGGAAAACGUAAGGCAGUGCGAGGAAGAGUUCCAAGCCGAGCUGCGCAUAAUUGGGAAUAUUAACCAUAUGAAUCUGGUAAGGAUCUGGGGAUUUUGCUCGGAGAACUCACACAGGAUGCUGGUCACCGAGUAUAUCGAGAACGGAUCACUGGCUAACAUACUGUUUGAUGGAAACAUUUUGCUAGACUGGAGACGGCGGUUCAAUAUUGCGGUAGGCGUUGCAAAGGGGCUAGCCUAUCUCCACCAUGAGUGCCUGGAGUGGGUCAUCCAUUGCGACGUGAAGCCGGAGAACAUCCUGCUGGACAAGGAUCUAGAGCCCAAGAUCGCCGACUUCGGGUUGGCGAAGCUCCUGAGCAGGGGAGGGUCCAACCAGAAGGUGUCUCGCGUGCGAGGGACCAUAGGCUACAUCGCUCCAGAGUGGAUCAGCAGCCUGCAGAUCACGGCGAAGGUUGAUGUGUACAGCUAUGGAGUCGUGCUGCUUGAGCUAGUGUCAGGGAAACGAGUUCUGGACUUGGCUGAGAGUUCUGGUGAGGAGGUGCAUGUGUUGCUCAGGAAGCUUGUGAAGUUGCUUGCCAGUACCUUGCUGAACGGAGACGAGCCGUCUUGGAUUGAGGAGUUUGUGGAUUGCAGGCUAAGUGGGCAGUUCAACCACAUGCAAGUAAGAACGAUGAUCAAAUUGGCUGUCGCGUGCUUGGAUGAUGAGAGCAGCAAAAGGCCAACAAUGGAAUCUAUAUUACAGCUGCUGCUUUUGGCUGAUGAAUCUUGUAGUAGUAAUGUUCUGCGGUGA
Messenger RNA from Oryza brachyantha (malo sina), 2451 nucleotides. RefSeq names its product putative receptor protein kinase ZmPK1. Gene Ontology annotation, biological process: recognition of pollen; protein phosphorylation. The record is from RefSeq and is a predicted model, not a curated record. Gene Ontology annotation, molecular function: ATP binding; protein serine/threonine kinase activity. Bases 1 to 2451 code for a protein of 816 amino acids. The transcript has a single exon. Lineage: Eukaryota; Viridiplantae; Streptophyta; Magnoliopsida; Poales; Poaceae.